This is a messenger RNA of Dicentrarchus labrax (European seabass), 2469 nucleotides long. RefSeq names its product NFS1 cysteine desulfurase (gene nfs1). Gene Ontology annotation, molecular function: pyridoxal phosphate binding; cysteine desulfurase activity. The record is from RefSeq and is a predicted model, not a curated record. Gene Ontology annotation, biological process: [2Fe-2S] cluster assembly. The transcript has 13 exons. Bases 217 to 1566 code for a protein of 449 amino acids. Lineage: Eukaryota; Metazoa; Chordata; Actinopteri; Moronidae. Gene Ontology annotation, cellular component: cytosol; nucleus; mitochondrion.
GAUGCAACUGACAGGCGGCAGCGUUUCUUGAAUCAAACCCAGCUUCGUUCACAUUUAAAAUUCAGUCUUAAAUCGUGAAUCAUUUUCUUCACCCCCCCCCGUCAGCCGCCGGUAGUUUGAACCGCUUCGACCCGGUGCUACCCGGUUGUUUUGUUCGCGGGUCAGCGUGUUGUCGGAGGUCAGCGGGUCUCCAGGUGAAACCAGCACGCCGUACAGAUGCUUUCCCCAAGCAGGACCGUCUCCUCCCGGCUCUUCAGGCCGGUGUCGUGGAUCCCUCUCCGGCUGGGCUCCGACCGGAGAGCCGCUAGCACAGCACAGAAAGUGUUGAUAAAGAAGCAUGAACUGGAGAAAGAUGAGCCCCGCCCCCUCUACAUGGACUUCCAGGCCACUACGCCCAUGGACCCCCGCGUACUGGAUGCCAUGUUGCCCUACCAGGUGAAUUACUAUGGUAACCCUCACUCCAGGACACACGCCUACGGCUGGGAGAGUGAGAGCGCCAUGGAGACGGCCAGGAAGCAGGUGGCUGAUCUGAUUGGAGCAGAUCCCAGAGAGAUCAUCUUCACCAGUGGAGCCACCGAGUCCAACAACAUGGCUAUCAAGGGCGUGGCCAGGUUCUACCAGGCCAAGAAGCGCCAUGUGAUCACCACCCAGACUGAACAUAAAUGUGUUCUGGACUCGUGUCGGGUUCUGGAGUCCGAAGGAUUCAGCAUCACAUACCUGCCGGUCCAGACGAACGGACUGCUGGACCUGGAGCUGUUGGAGGCCUCCAUCCGCCCUGACACCUCUCUCUUGUCGGUGAUGACCAUCAACAACGAGAUCGGAGUGAGACAGCCCAUCGAGGAGAUCGGUCAGAUUUGUCGUUCUAAAGGAGUCUUCUUUCACACUGAUGCUGCUCAGGCUGUCGGAAAGAUUCCCCUCAACGUCACCGACUGUAAGAUUGAUCUGAUGUCCAUCAGCGGCCACAAGAUCUACGGACCCAAAGGUGUGGGUGCUUUGUACGUGCGCCGCCGGCCCCGAGUGCGUAUGGAGCCGAUUCAGAACGGAGGCGGGCAGGAGAGGGGGCUGCGCUCCGGCACUGUCCCCACUCCGCUGGCUGUUGGGCUGGGAGCCGCUUGCAGCAUCGCCCAGCACGAGAUGGAGUACGACCAUAACAGAGUUUCCAUGCUGGCUAAUCGUUUGGUCCAGAAGAUCAUGGCUGGGCUUCCGGACGUCAUCAUGAAUGGAGAUCCAGUACGACGCUACCCUGGCUGUGUCAACCUGUCCUUUGCCUAUGUGGAGGGAGAGAGUCUGUUGAUGGCGCUGAAGGAUGUCGCUCUGUCAUCUGGGAGUGCCUGUACAUCAGCGUCUCUGGAGCCAUCAUACGUCCUCAGAGCGAUCGGAGCGGAUGAAGACCUGGCUCACUCUUCCAUCAGGUUUGGUAUUGGCAGGUUCACCACUGAAGAAGAGGUGGACUACACAGCAGAAAAAUGCAUCCACCAGGUCAGCAGACUCCGAGAGAUGAGUCCUCUGUGGGAGAUGGUUCAAGAAGGCAUCGAUCUGAAGAGCAUCAAGUGGACUCAGCACUAGACUCCUCCCGCUUCCGGUUUACUUCCUGGCUGACAACGACAACGACAACGACGACGAUGAUUCCCAGAGAAUUCUGGGAACGGACCAGCUUUCCCUUCCUGUAUACAAACACGCACAAACUUCCUGCCCGACUUGAAGUCUUGUUUGUAGCUGUAGCUCUCUGUCUCUGUAGAAGCUCCCCAGGUUGCUCUGUCAGGAGAUGUUGCUCAGAGAGUUGACCAACACAUAGACACUUCUGCUUGUUGUAUUCAUUCUGUUGUACCUCAGUUAGCUAACAAGCAGAAGCAGUGACACCAGAGUCCUGUAUCUGAACUCUUAAGAGAGACAGGCAACGACCCAAGUGACAAGAAACACAAUGAGAUCAGUUCUUGCGUCACCAGGGAUGCUGAUGGGUAACUAAAGGCAGCAGACCUAAAUUUACUGAGUCGAUUUGAUGAUUCACUAAUAAUCGUAUGAAUCAGACCUCUUCACUUUCACAUUCUGUCUCCUGCUGUUCACAGGUGAUGCACUGUCCUCCCUCGCUCACUCAAAACUCACCCAGACACGCAGUUUUUCUUCUCACAUGAGUUUUCAGUACUCCGUAAACAGCAGCAUUAUGUCAGUGUUAGCAGCCGCGGUUUGAUUAAUUUCUUUAAGCCUGGGACACUCUGUAAGACUGUAGCCGUGAUUUGACAGCUGAAUUUUUAAGAUGGCGGAGAAUAAAACCAACUCAGUGUCACGUACAAUGUUGACGAGAAUCUGAAGGUGAUCUUGAAAGUAUCGUGUUCCUGGAUGUAGUCAGCUGAGCCUAUACACAUCAUAUUUAUUAGACUCCUGCAUCUAUUGUCUUCUACUGUUACGCUCAUUAUUAUCCAAAUAAAGUGCUGCUUCGUGAUUAUGCAAUAAACUUAAGUUUUGUUCUAA